AUGUUUCCCGCCGCUAUUCGCUGUGCUCGCCGGCUCACGUCAUGCCCCGUCAGCACCGUCUACGCGCGUGGCUUCGCGGCGUCGCAAAACACUCCGGAAGCCCCUCCGCCAUCAUCCAAGCCCGAGCCGCAUGCCGACCUCAAUACAGUGCUGGAGCGCAACAUGAACACGCUGCUGGUCACGGAGCUGGCGCGCGGCAUGGGCCUCACGCUCAAGUACUUCUUCGAUAAGAAGCUCACUAUCAACUACCCGUUUGAGAAGGGCCCUCUGAGUCCGCGCUUCAGGGGCGAGCACGCCCUGAGGCGCUACCCCACUGGCGAAGAGCGCUGCAUCGCAUGCAAGCUCUGCGAGGCCGUGAGUGGAAGGGGGCAGGGAUGCGGUGGGGGGAGGGGGGUGGGUCCAAGCUAUAUUUCAAACUACAAGAACUGGCGACAACUGCACCCCUCUCCCUCUCUCUUUCCUUCCGUUUCUCCCUCUCUUUCCUUCCGUAUCUCCCUUUGUUUCCCUCCGUAUCUCCCUCUCUUUCCCUCCGUAUCUCCCUCUCUUUCCCUCCGUAUCUCCCUCUCUUUCCCUCUGUAUAUCCCUCUCUUUCCUUCCGUAUCUCCCUCUCACUUUCCCUCCGUAUCUCCCUCUCACUUUCCCGCUGUAUCUUCCUCUUACUUUCCCUCCGUAUCUCCCUCUUUCUAUCCCUCCGUAUCUCCCUCUUUCUAUCCCUCCGUAUCUCCCUCUCUUUCCCUCCGUAUCUCCCUCUCUUUCCCUCCGUAUCUCCCUCUCUUUCCCUCCGUAUCUCCCUCUCUUUCCCUCCGUAUCUCCCUCUCUUUCCCGCUGUAUCUCCCUCUCUUUCCCGCCGUGUGCCCGGCCCAAGCCAUCACGAUCGAAGCAGAGGCCCGUGAGGAUGGCAGCAGGCGAACCACGAGGUACGACAUAGACAUGACCAAGUGCAUCUACUGCGGGCUGUGCCAGGAGGCGUGCCCCGUGGACGCCAUCGUGGAGGGCCCCAACUUCGAGUUCGCCACCGAGACCCACGAGGAGCUGCUGUAUGACAAGGAGAAGCUGUUGGAGAAUGGGGACCGGUGGGAGACGGAGAUUGCCAACAACAUGCAGACCCAAUCCCUCUACCGCUGA
Closterium sp. NIES-65 is the source of this 1125-nucleotide messenger RNA. NCBI's taxonomy places the organism in Eukaryota, Viridiplantae, Streptophyta, Zygnematophyceae, Desmidiales, Closteriaceae. The record is from the annotation of a GenBank genome assembly.